Seminavis robusta is the source of this 3879-nucleotide messenger RNA. The record is from the annotation of a GenBank genome assembly. NCBI's taxonomy places the organism in Eukaryota, Bacillariophyta, Bacillariophyceae, Naviculales, Naviculaceae.
AUGACGAAUGGCGAACAAAGCAAUGGCUCGACACCUCCCGGUGGACAAGUGUCGAGGACCCGGCUGGCACGUCUCGUGUCUCGCGAGGCUCUGCCUGAGCUGACUCGAGGUGGUGCGAAGAGCCCUCACUAUGUAAGCGGAUGCGAGGACAACGAUGCAUCGCAAGACAAUGAACGUAGUGGAUCUCCCAUGCGAUGUGUCUCUGAGUUUGAUGCCGUCGCGGCAUCUGGCAAGCCAACUGGAACUCACGAUGGUUCAGCAUGCGUGGCGCCAACACAGCCGAAUCCGUUGCGCAAUGCUCGAUUGCGAUCUACCCAUGUUAGAGCUCUCCGGUUGGAAGCGGAGCUUCAACCUAUGCGCAUGAUACUUGGACGACUGAUGAUGCACCCAACCAACAGAAAGGGUCUUUUCAACGCUCCUGUCAAUGCCAUUGCUCUAGGUCUCAUUGAUUAUCAUCAAAUCAUCAAGCGUCCAAUGGAUCUUGGUACUAUCAAGUCCAUGUUAUACUCUAUCGCAUACCAGUCACGCCAGCAAGUUGCUGAUGAUAUCCGUUUGGUGUUUGAGAAUGCCAUGUUGUACAACCCGCCGCGGAAUCUCGUUCACGUGGCGGCCAAGUCUCUGCUGGAUUUCUUUGAAGAGCUCUAUGCAGCUGUGGGCGGCGACAAGCGGACCCCCACCGCUGUUGCUGCGCGGCGCGUGUCCUUUGCUCAGCAGCAAGUCUGUCUACCAAGUGAACCUGUUCGCGUCGGCCUCACAAGAACCGUUUCUACUGCCAGCACCAACAGCGAGCCCGACACUGCGUUGACGACACCGUCGGACCCGGACAAUACUAGUGCCGCUGGUGGUGUCGCCGUUACUGAUGGCGUGACAGAUGGUUCGGGGAGUGUUUCUCCACCGAGCUGUCGAGUCCAAACCGGAGCCUUUGUGGCUCAUGGUGCGGGAGGAAGUCCCAAUUCCACGACACGGGCCAGAACCCCACCGGUUGCUUUACUGGCUCCAUUGGAACUCAAGAAUCAGCGAAAGCGCCGAUUGAGUUUUGCUGGCAAAAAAAUUCACGGCCACAGCUGCCGAUCUUGUCUCGGUCGUACGUGCAUGCUUUGCGAACAGAACUGCCUUGCGUUGGAGCCAACGUUGCUUGUAUGCAAUGGAAGCAACUGUGCUGGGUCAAGGAUUCGGAAAGGAGCGACCUACUUCAUCGCCAGCGACGGCAGCCGCCAGUACUGCCAACGAUGCUUUGCCAGUCUCCCUCCAGUCCUGGCUCAGACUGCGGCCGAAGAUGAUACUGUUCGCUACAAGCGUGACUUGCUGAAGCGUAAGAAUGAUGAGGAGCUCGUGGAAGAUUGGUUGACUUGCAAUAAGUGCGAGAUGGGUGUCCAUCGCAUUUGCGCUCUCCACAACAGUUGCGCAGAUUCGUCCAAAGAGUAUUCCUGCCCAUCUUGCGCCGCGCCACCUGCCAACGUCAAUACGCAGGCGACUGCUGCUGCGUCCUCGGGAGCAGUAACCUCUUCUGAAUCUGACGUGUACACCUUUGUCACUGGCGCUGGUUGCCCAUUGCGGAUGUCCGAUGUUGCCGACCCGUCAUUUUGCCUGCGACAAGAUCUCCUGGCUGCGGAUUCGUUGCUGAAAACAGAUAUGUCUACUUUCGUCGAGGCGAAGGUUCGAGAUCGGUUGAGGAUGAGCUGUGAUCUACCUAACGUGGACAAGACAGUGACGAUCCGUGUCAUUUCCGACUGCGAUCGUUCCUUUGUGGUUCCAGAUGUCGUGCGGAAGCACUUUAGAAUGCCCACUGCGGACGAUAGAGGUGAUGAGGAUGUGUUGUCGCCACCAAACAAGGUCACGUACAAGUCAAAAGCUAUUGCCCUCUUCCAAAAGCAUGAUGGUCUCGAUGUAUGCAUCUUCUGCAUGUACGUGCAAGAAUAUGACGGUGAUGACGACUAUGACGAAGAAGAGCCACAUGUCAAAGCUGGACUUGUGAAAUCGAAACGCGUCUACAUUGCGUAUCUGGACAGCGUAGAGCACUUCAGACCACGGGCUAUGCGAACCAAUGUCUAUCACGAAGUGCUGAUUGCUUACUUGGCGUCAGCCCGCAUGAGGGGCUUCGAAACUGCCCACAUUUGGGCGUGCCCACCGUCCCGCGGCAACUCCUUUGUGUUCUGGAACCAUCCAGCUUCCCAGCGGACUCCGACGAAGGACCGCUUAAUCGCCUGGUACCAUGGAGCAUUGAGCAGAGCGUUGGAUUGUGGCGUGCUAACCGACGUACAGAGUUUGUACGAGAGUGAGUUCCAUGAAACCCUCAAGGCGGCAGACAAAGAAAACGAAGACGACGGCGUCCCUCUGCACCCCAGCGGUCGAAUGGUCUGCCCUCCUCUUCUGGAAGGAGACUACUGGAUGGAGGAAGCUGUUCGAAUUCACGCUGCAAGCCUUGCUCGACACCUAAAAGCACGUUCAGCGCACGAGGACAAGCCGGCAGAAUGCUUGCCUCCAGCCGAGGGCGUCUGCGACCCCUGCCCCGCCAGACAGAUUGGUUCCAUUCUCCUUGAUCGACUGAUGGCGCACAAAUCUUGUGCUCCUUUCCGGAAACCAGUCAAUGCCGCGGCUCUGAAACUGAAGGACUACCACAAGAUUGUAAAAAAGCCCAUGGAUCUCGGCACCAUUUACACUCGGUGCAUCCAUGGAGAAUAUGCCUGCCUGGGUGAUCUUGUGGAGGACGUGAAGCUUGUGUUUUCCAACGCCAAGAGUUUCAACCCUGCCGGCCAUUUUGUUCACCAAAUGGCGGAGGAAAUGGAAUGCUUCUUUUUCAAAGAGUUGGAAACGGUUGUCAAGACUUGGGACCUUACUGCCGAGGAAAGCAGCGUGAAGAGCUGGCGAGAGUUCUCCAUGAUGAGUUUGAGCUUGGAUGUAAAGGUCGAACGCGCUCAAACAGUUUCCAGUUCGUCGCCCGCGAACGGCGAGACGGGAAGCCAGCAACUUGGCCAAGGUCAGCCGAUUGGUUCGAACGUUCCCGCCUCGUCGACCGUCGUUUCUACCACCACAAGUCAACCUCCGGUAUCACCGAAGAUUGCACCAAUCUGUCCGGUUGAAAAACUCCUGACUGGCGGCCCCGAUGCCCUCUCACAGAGAAUGGCCGGAGAAGACGGUUCAAUGCCUGAAAAGAAGCAUCCUUCGCCUGGAAAGCGGCCAAGCGUUUCCAAGAAGGGUGGGACCAAACGCCGCCGAAGUUCUGUUUCGGUUGCCCCUGUCGAAGAGGAGCCCAUCUCGAAGCGCCGCCGACAAACUUGGCUUGGAGAGGAAGUCGGAUCAUCAGUUCGUUCUAUGCGGACCAGCUUCUUUGCGUGUUCACUGGUGCCGACCAAAUCGGCUUCUCGAAAAGUCCAAGAAAAGUCCAGCGUCUUUUCCGCAUACACAGAGGGCUUCAACUUUUCCGAGGAUUCAAACAUCACAAUGUCGAGCGUUGCGGAUGCUCGUGCCGGGCUACUUGAUUUUUCUCAGCGACGAAAUCUUGAGUUCUCGACCUUGCGCCACGCCAAGUACAGUACGGCAGUGCUUCUCUACUAUCUGCACCACCCGGAUGCCCCAGGCGUGGUUCCAGUUUGCACCUCCUGCAAUGAAGUGACGACCGAUUGCCGCUGGCACAAAGUGGUCAAAGUUGAAGAACUGAACAAAGGACCCGCCAAGAAGAAGAAGCGACCGUCCAAGGUGGUCGUCAGUGCUAGUUGCGAUGAUUCUGGAAAAGAUGAAUCAGGUGGUGAGACAAAGAUGAUGGCAGACAACGCCGAGAAGAAGAAUGUUGCGGAAGAACUCUGCAAUUCUUGCCACUCAAAACAUUCGCAACAAGACCAGUUCAUUCCUCUACAGGUUUCAAUUAUUGCGGUCAACUAG